Molecule: messenger RNA, 2834 nt
Organism: Amborella trichopoda
Lineage: Eukaryota; Viridiplantae; Streptophyta; Magnoliopsida; Amborellales; Amborellaceae
Product: ribosomal RNA processing-like protein
Biological process (GO): rRNA processing
Cellular component (GO): preribosome, small subunit precursor; nucleus
Source: RefSeq, a predicted model, not a curated record
ACAUAUAUACAAAUGGCGCCUUAAAAUGGUUCUAAGGGAAUUCCCUUCGAACCCAAGCAGUCUCUGCUGCUGCCUAACAGAUAAAAUAAGAAAGAGAGAGUUCAAAACCAAGCCUAGAGAGAGAAACCCUCGAAUCAAAACCCUAGUUUCGUCGCUGACGCACUACACAAAACAUCUCUCUAAACCGCGCCUAGAGAGAGCCUUCAAAUCAAAACCCUAGUUUCGUUAUUUACCAAACCUCUAUUUCUCUCUCUAACCAUGAUCCAAACCAGACUCUGCUCGUACGCGCCUCUGGAGCUAUAAUCGAACCCAGAUUCAGACCAAGCUACCAAAACCCUGAUCCAUGGCCGUCGACCCCCAGAACGAAAACCUAAAUGGCUCGGUCUUCAUCAAAGAUCUUGCCUCCUGUAACAAAGCCACGCGGGAUAAAGCUGUUAAGCUCUUGCGAACAUGGCUAAUGGCUCAACCCCUGGUUUCGGAGCAGGACAUGAAGAAGAUAUGGAAAGGUCUCUUCUAUUGCAUUUGGCACUCGGAUAAACUACCAGUUCAGGUCGAUCUCAUCGAGAGGCUGUCUUCAAUCCUGGUAAGUGUCGAUCUUUCUCUCUCUAGUCAGUACUUUGAGAUUUUCUUGCUCACUAUGCGUCGAGAAUGGAGCGGGAUCGAUUUUUUGAGACUGGAUAAAUUUUAUCUCAGUAUUCGUAAGUUUUUGCACAGUCUGUUUCUCUUACUAAAGAAGAAUGAUUGGGAUAUUUCUCUCUCUAAGAGAUUUAUGGGGAUUUUGAGUGAAGGGACGCUCUUAAGUGUGGAUAAAUAUCACGCAAAUGGGGUUAAUUACCACAUAGCUGAGAUUUUUUUAUCGGAAAUUAAAGAAUUUUUGCCGCUAAAUCUAGAGGUGUUCUCUGUGAUAUUGGAGCCCUUUGUUGUGGUUUUGGAGAGAUCGAUGUAUAAGGUUUUGAUCAAGAAGGUUAAAAGUGAUGUGUUUGAUUUCCUUCUGGAGAAGGGGAAGAAGCUUUUGAAGCUUAAAGGGGGAGAAGAAUGUGGAGAUUGUAAUUUAGAAGUGGAAAAUUUUGGAAAAGUUGCCUUCUCGAUUGGGCUAUCAGCUAGGUUUCUCGAUUCUGCAUCAUCUUCAACUACAAUUCAGAGUAACAGGAAGGUUUUAUUUGAGUUACAUGAUAGUUUCUUUAAGCUGGAGAGGGCUGCUACAAAAUUGAGUUUUGAGGUUUUGCCUUUAAUGACUAAGAAACAAGACCCCUCAGAAGAUGGCUCUAAUCAAAUGAUGGAUAGUGGUGUUGAUAAUUCUGAAAAUUUAGGAGAUGAGUCAGCUAGGUCAUGUGAAGAAAUGGAGAAUGGGGCCAAUAUUUCUGAAAAUUUAGGAGAUGGGUCAUGUAAAGCAAUGGAUAAUGGGGUCAGUAACUCAGAGAAUUUAGAUGAGGGGAUGGAGGAUAAAAAAUUGGAUGAUGGGUCAGGCCAAACGAUGGACGAUGAGCAUUCAGAAGAUAGCUCAUGCCAAAUGAAUGGGGUUGGGAACCCCGGACAUUUAGAUGAUGGGUCAUGUCAAAAUCCAGAAGACGGGAUUAAAAAGUUACUUAAUGGGCAUUCGAAGGUUGAGGUUUCUGAUAAGGAGGAGGAAAUGCCACUUUGUUCUGAGAAAAGGGAUGAUGUUUCUAAUUGUGAUUCCAAGAAGAGAAAGAAGAAGAAGUCCAAAAAAGCAUCCGAUGGAAUGAGCAAUAAGUCCAGGAAGAAGAAUCUUGAUGAGUUAACUAAGGAUGAGGAAGGUAUAGGACAUGAGCAACAUGUUGCUCAUGAGGAAAAUACCUGUACUGAGCCAGAGCCAUGUAUUGGACAUUUAAAUAGGAGUGAUGUGUUAGUUUUUGAUGAAUCCGUCAUUUCAAAUCUACAAAAGAAGUUUGAGAGGGUUGCUGCAGAGGCUGGUAUGGAUGGUUUGGAUUUAACAGAAAUCUCCGUAUCACCAUUUCUUAAGUCAAGAAAGAGGAAGUCUCCUGCCUCUGAAAAUGGUCAAGUUCCCUGUGGUCCCAGUAAGGAAAGCAAUGGCGAGAGUAGACCUGAGAAAAGUGAUGGAAAAGGAGUGAAGAAGGUAUCUUCCACACUUAUAUCACCAUCUCCUAUUGAGCCAAAAAGGAGAAACCCAAAAAGACUUGUGAAUUGUAAACAGGAUCCAUGUAGCCCAGACACUAGUGCUCUAAGUGGUGGUAUGAGUGCACCUGAAAAGAGUGUAGAGAAAAGUGAGAAAAGUGUCAAGAAGGUCAGGUUCUCCAUGAAAAGUAAUAUAGUAUGGAAGCCCCACAGCCCUUUGCCCCCUCAAAGCUUGAGAUUGCCACCUUCUGCAACUCCAAGAGGCAGUGCCUUAAAGAAAGGGCUACCCCCGGGUCCUGUUCGAAUCAUGAAGGAGUCUCCUGUUAUAAGAGUGACAAAGCCAAAGGUGAGGAAGGGAAGAAAGAAUGUGAAAAGGGUUUCAGCUGCUGUCAAAAGACUUCGGAAGUUGCAGGCAAAUUCUGUGUAAACCAAUUGAGUCUUCUUGGUCUCACAUCGUUUAGUGUUUUUCCUUUCACUACUUCUCUUUUGCAAUUUACUUAGCUCAAUUGAACUUCUUCUUUUGAUUGUAUCCUUUGCGCAUUUUUAUACUUAGCUCAAUUGAACUUCUUCUUUUGAUUGUAUCCUUUGCGCAUUUUUAUACUUAGCUCAAUUGAACUUCUUCUUUUGAUUGUAUCCUUUGCGCAUUUUUAUUUGUCAAGAUGCUCUGUUGGUGCUAAUUCUGGUGCCAAUUGUGGUGGGAUGUUUGAUGCUCUGUUGGUACCACUCCAACAAUUGUGGUG